AUGUCUUACAAAACUCUUUCUGCUCUCCGGCGAAUCGCCAGCUCUCGAUCACCAUGUCUGCCAGUCACCGCACAAUUACAGACCGUUUCGGCGCCAACAUUAUCAUGUCCUGCCCAACAACUAUACCAACGACGAUACGUCUCCAACGAUCGCAGGAUGGCAACGAAACGACUCACCAUCGACAACAUCCGUCGCGAGGUCCUCGAUGCGCAGUACGCCGUUCGCGGAGAACUAGCCACCAAGGCUGAGGAAUACAGAGAACGUCUUGAACAGGGUGACAAGUCCUUGCCGUUUGACAAAGUCAUAUUCGCCAACAUUGGUAACCCGCAACAACUCGACCAGAAACCCAUCACAUUCUUCAGACAGGUUCUGAGUUUGCUGGAGUUUCCCGCCUUGUUGGAGAAGGAAGAUGUGCUCAAGUCAGCGUUUGGGUAUAAGCAGGACGCCAUUGAUCGCGCAAGGACCUUGUUGAACGCUGUGCACACCGUUGGCGCAUACAGCCACAGUCAGGGAACUCCUUAUAUUCGAGACAGUGUGGCCCGGUUCAUUCAAGAGCGAGAUGGAUUCCCUACAGACCCCAAGAAUUUGUUCUUGACGGGAGGUGCUUCAUCCGGUGUGACCACAUUGUUGAAUGUCAUUUGUGCAAACAAAUCGAGUGGUGUCCUCGUGCCUAUCCCACAAUACCCGCUAUACACCGCUACACUGUCGCUCCUUAAUGCUCAUUGCGUACCUUACUAUCUUGAGGAAAGCAGGGCUUGGGGUACAGAUGUCAAGGCCAUCCAUAACUCAGUCACCGCCGCCAAACGCGACGGUAUCGAUGUUCGCGCCAUUGUUGUCAUCAACCCAGGUAACCCUACAGGCGCAAGUUUGAGCCCGGACGACAUCAAAGACGUGAUCGACCUUGCCGUGGAAGAAAAUUUGGUCAUCAUAGCCGACGAAGUCUACCAAACCAACGUGUUCAUUGGCGAAUUCACAUCCUUCAAGAAGCGACUGGGACAAUUACAACAGGAGUUCCCCGGUAAAUACGAUCAUGUCGAGCUGGCCUCGUUGCACAGUGUGUCUAAGGGAAUGGUCGGCGAGUGCGGUCACCGUGGUGGAUAUUUUGAGCUCGUCAAUUUUGACGCGGAAGUUCAGGCGCAGAUCUACAAAUGUGUUAGCAUUAUGCUCUGCCCUUCGGUUGUUGGGCAAUGUUUGGUCGAAUUGAUGGUCAACCCGCCCAAGGAAGGAGAGCCCAGUUAUGAAUUGUAUUCACAGGAGUACAAUAGUAUCAAGAAUGGCUUGGAGUCACGAGCCAAUGCCUUGUAUGAGGCAUUCAAGACGAUGGCUGGCGUUGAAUGUCAGGAACCACAGGGAGCAAUGUACCUCUUCCCCACCAUCACCCUUCCACCAAAAGCCAUCUUGGCUGCCGACAGCGUAGACCAAAAACCAGACGAGUUCUACUCUCUCGCCCUCCUCGACGCAACUGGUAUCUGCGUCGUUCCGGGAUCCGGAUUCGGUCAAAAGGAGGGCACUCUCCAUUUCAGGACUACAUUCCUUGCCCCUGGUACUGAUUGGGUGGACCGGAUUACAAAGUUCCAUGCAGAGUUUAUGGAGAAGUAUAGCUGA
Talaromyces marneffei is the source of this 1605-nucleotide messenger RNA. RefSeq lists its product as uncharacterized. The transcript has 3 exons. Bases 1 to 1605 code for a protein of 534 amino acids. NCBI's taxonomy places the organism in Eukaryota, Fungi, Ascomycota, Eurotiomycetes, Eurotiales, Trichocomaceae. The record is from RefSeq and is a predicted model, not a curated record. Gene Ontology annotation, molecular function: pyridoxal phosphate binding; L-alanine:2-oxoglutarate transaminase activity. Gene Ontology annotation, biological process: biosynthetic process.